AUGAAGAUUGGCCACUCGGCAGCGGAUUGUCGUCAUGUCAAAGGAAGGAAGGUUGUCGGAAAUCAGAAUAAGGUUGAGACAGCUGCGGAUUAUGUUAAAACUAGGGCUCCGGUCAUGAAGAAUUACUGGAAGCAAAAAGAAAACCCUUCUUCGAAUCCUGCUAUGAAGGAAAAAGAAAACUCCGUUAUGAUGGAAAAGAACAAGGGAGCUUCAACGUCAGGUUUGACAAACAAAGAGAAAGAAUUGAUUCUGAUCGAUAUUGAACCUUCAAGCCCUCAAUCAAGACAAACUUCUUCCACAAAGAGACGCUUUUCGAAGGAUCAACUUCAGUCUGUAAUACAGAAUAACCGUCAGCAGGAGAUAUCUUUGGACCCUAUAGUUGAUGAUGAUCAAGACAGAACUCAGAGUCAAGACAUGGAAGAUAUGCAAUUGGUCAUCUAUCAAGAAUCAACAAAGUCACCGGCUGAUUUCUCUUCACCUUCACGAUUUCAAAUUUCGUCAGAAGCUCAAGACGAUGAUGGUUUGAUCGAUCAGAGUCAAUUUGAUCAGCUGCGGAAAUUGGAGCUGUGUUUCAAAAACAAGAAGGAUUCUCUGGUCAAGUCAUCAGAGGAACAAAAAGAAAUAGAAGAUCUUUUUAAAGUGAGGGUUCUUCGGUCCCAAAAUAAAAAGUUCACGGUAUUGAGAUGGAAGCCUUCCGAUCCCAGUGAAGUAGUAUUAAACAUGGACGGGUCGGCCUUAGGACAACCAGGUGAGGCAGGAUUGGGAUUAGUCAUCCGAGGCGAAACUGGCUCAUUUCAAUUUGGAGAGUGUGGAUACAUGGGAAGAAAUACAAGUAUUGAAGCCAAAAUAGUAGCCAUCUAUCAUGGAUUAAAAGCUUGUGAAGAGUGGGGGCUAAAUCGAGUGACAGUUCAAACUGACAACAAAAGUGUUGUGUCAAUGCUACAGAAGGGCAAAGAUUUUCCAUGGAAGCAGUGUAUGUACUUGAAAAGUAUACAACAAAAGAUGCUCAAUAUGAAUUCCAAAAUUGUUCAUAUCUUCAGAGAGGUUAACAUCGUGGCAGAUGAGCUUGCUAGAACAGCAUCAUCAGGGAUUACAAAGCAUUACCACUCAUAG
Messenger RNA from Oldenlandia corymbosa var. corymbosa, 1113 nucleotides. NCBI's taxonomy places the organism in Eukaryota, Viridiplantae, Streptophyta, Magnoliopsida, Gentianales, Rubiaceae. The record is from the annotation of a GenBank genome assembly.